Molecule: messenger RNA, 1221 nt
Organism: Paraphaeosphaeria sporulosa
Lineage: Eukaryota; Fungi; Ascomycota; Dothideomycetes; Pleosporales; Didymosphaeriaceae
Exons: 2
Biological process (GO): phospholipid transport
Cellular component (GO): ERMES complex; endoplasmic reticulum
Molecular function (GO): lipid binding
Source: RefSeq, a predicted model, not a curated record
GAUGUGGCCUCUGGCUAUUUCGCUAUAGCACCAGAAUACGUGCCGGGCGGCGUCAACGGCAAGCCGCCAGAACGGACAACUCCUGCAACAGGUGCAGUAACAGCUAUGGAAAGCCCAAGCGUAUACCAGUCGAUGUAUCGGAGCAUCUUCGAUAGAAAUAAGACUGCAAGUCCCACCUUCAGUCCAUCGCAAGGGAAGAACAGGAAGACGCGGAAUGUCUUCUACAUUGUUCUGAGGCAUCGGGCUAACAUCAACAGGCUCGGCCACCUCAUGCUAUAUGACGAUUCCGAACAAGUCGAGGUUCGCCAUGUGAUUUCGCUCGCACACUAUUCCGUGUCUAUAUAUGCCGGUGGCGAAGACAUACCCGAGGGAGAGCUGUGGAUCAAGCGCAACUGCAUCCUUCUCGCACCAAAAGACUCGCCCGGUGGUUCAAAAUCGUACUAUCUUUUUUCCGACAAUUGUUCUGAGAAGGAAGACUUCUACCAUGCCAUGUUACGCAGCCAAGAGAAUGACUUAGAGUCAGCGUCAGGCCCGCCACCUCCGCUAAAGUUCAACUCUGCAGAUCUGAUCAAGCUCGUUCAACAACUUCAUGCAUCUGAGGAGAACUUUAACACUCGCUGGAUCAAUGCAUUGAUAGGAAGAUUGUUCUUGGCAAUGUACAAAACCAAGCAUAUCGAGAACUUCAUUUGGACCAAAGUUACUAAGAAGAUAGACCGAGUCCAAAAGCCAAGCUUGAUCAGCAGCGUAAAAGUACAGAAGCUGGAUAUGGGAACAAUGCCGCCAUUCAUCACUAAUCCCAAGCUGAAGGAGUUGACUGUUGACGGUGAUCUGACCGUUGAAGCUGACGUCAGCUACAAAGGCAACUUCCGUAUCGACAUAUCCGCAGUGGCAAGAAUAGAGCUUGGUUCUCGCUUCAAACCUAGAGAGGUUACCAUUGUCCUCGCAACAAUCCUGAAAAGCCUAGAAGGUCGCGUGUUGAUCCGCAUCAAACCUCCGCCGAGCAACAGAUUAUGGGUCACCUUUGAAGUCCCGCCCAAGAUGGACGUGUCCGUGGAGCCUAUUGUUAGUUCGCGCCAAAUCACAUAUGGAGUCAUUCUCCGCGCAAUCGAAAGCCGGAUACGAGAAGUAGUCAAUGAAACUCUUGUGCUUCCGAAUUGGGAUGACAUCCCAUUUUUCGCUACGGAAACGAACCAGUACCGAGGUGGCAUCUGGAAGGACGAG